Molecule: messenger RNA, 3198 nt
Organism: Capronia epimyces CBS 606.96
Lineage: Eukaryota; Fungi; Ascomycota; Eurotiomycetes; Chaetothyriales; Herpotrichiellaceae
Product: mannosyl-oligosaccharide alpha-1,2-mannosidase
Exons: 1
Coding region: 1-3198 (1065 amino acids)
Biological process (GO): carbohydrate metabolic process; endoplasmic reticulum mannose trimming; mannose trimming involved in glycoprotein ERAD pathway
Cellular component (GO): membrane; endoplasmic reticulum
Molecular function (GO): mannosyl-oligosaccharide 1,2-alpha-mannosidase activity; calcium ion binding
Source: RefSeq, a predicted model, not a curated record
AUGAGGUCAUGGCUGAGAGGCAUCUACCUCGUUCUGCUCAUCGUCAGUCUAGCUUCAAUAGCGACUGUGCAGGCCCUGCCCCCCGGACAGAUUGCAGCCCUCAGAAAGGAAGCUGAGGACAUCUUCUAUCAUGGCUACGAAAACUACAUGGCCCAUGCCUUCCCAGAAGACGAGCUGCGUCCAAUUUCCUGCAGACCCUUGACGCGCGACCCUGAUAACCCGGCACAUAUCGAAGUCAACGAUCCUUUGGGAAACUACUCUCUUACACUCAUCGAUAGCCUGUCCACGUUGGCCAUUCUAGCCUCGAACCCUGCGAACCCGAAACAAAACAAGCCUCUGCGACUCUUUCAAAGUGGUGUGCGCGAUCUGGUUGAACAGUACGGCGAUGGCACCGAUGGGCCAUCUGGGCACGGGUUAAGGGCGAAAGGGUUCGACCUUGACAGCAAGGUACAAGUUUUCGAGACGGCAAUACGUGGUCUUGGUGGUCUGCUGAGUGCUCACCUUUUUGCUGUCGGGGAACUACCGAUCGAUGGAUACACCCCUUCCAAAGAGCAGGCGUCCUACGCCAGGACUUGGCACAAGAACCAGAGCUCGGGAAAAGCCGAGGGAAUCGCAUGGUCAAAUGGGUUUGAAUACGAUGGUCAACUCCUCAGACUGGCGUAUGACCUGGGAAACAGACUGAUACCUGCUUUCUGGACACCCACAGGGAUACCCUAUCCCCGCGUCAACCUCCGACAUGGCAUCCCGUUUUACGUCAACUCUCCGCUCAAUGCACAGGCCCAGCAUGGCAAGUGUGAAGCACACCCAAAUCCACCCGAGAUCACCGAAACCUGCAGUGCAGGGGCUGGCAGCUUGGUCCUGGAAUUCACCGUUCUGAGCAGAUUGACUGGCGACUUCCGCUUUGAAGAUCUUGCCAAGAGGGCGUUCUGGGCAAUCUGGUCGAGACGCAGCAGUAUCGAUCUGAUCGGGUCUGGCAUUGAUGCUGAAACAGGCAACUGGAUGGGAAGUUGGACCGGGAUUGGUGCAGGCAUUGACAGCUUCUUCGAAUAUGCCUUGAAGUCGCACAUCCUCCUAUCCAGGGAAGACUAUCCCACACCUGAAGAUCCCGCCGAUAUUCAAGAUCCGAGAGUCCUCUUCGAACCGUUACCGAUUGAGGAUGACAGCCCUCAAGCGUUUCUCGAUGCCUGGAAUACCGCCCAUGCCGCAAUACGGAGACAUCUCUACCGUGGCGCAGGCUACCAGCAUCCUCACUAUAUUCAAGCUGAUCUGGUCACCGGUGCUGUGAGGGGCUUCUGGGUUGAUGCCCUGAGUGCAUACUACCCCGGUGUCCUUACUCUAGGAGGUCAUAUACAAGAAGCACAGGAAACCCAUCUUCUGCAGACGGCUCUCUGGACAAGAUUCUCUGCCUUGCCUGAACGAUGGAACCUGAUCACCGGCGGUAUUGAAGGCGGCCUAGGCUGGUGGGUUGGUCGGCCGGAGUUUAUCGAGUCAACCUACUAUCUUUAUCGCGCAACGGAAGAUCCGUGGUACCUUUAUGUUGGAGAGAUGGUGCUGCGGGACAUCAAGCGCAGGUCUUGGACGAGGUGUGGCUGGGCUAGCAUCCAGAAUGUGCUGACAGGCGAAAAAACGGAUCGAAUGGAAAGCUUUUUCCUGGGGGAGACCGUAAAGUAUCUGUUUCUCCUUUUCGACCCCACACAUCCUCUCAAUCACCUCGACGAGCCCUUCGUUUUCACGACCGAAGGCCAUCCAUUGAUAAUUCCCCGGAGAACUGAUCAGGGUAAAGGUCAUGGCAGACUCUGGAAUGCGCCAGUCACAGAAAAGACUACUUGUCCUGUGAAGCCAGAACCAUUGCCGUUCACCGUCUCAAACGUUGCGGCAAGAGGGGACGUUUACCACGCGGCGAAUCUUGCCAGGUUGCAUCUGAUGCCCUCCAGGCACAAUGUCGAAUCAGUUCUCGGUGACUAUGCUGCAGACCAUCCGAGCAUAACCUUAUCUGAUAUCAGCUCACCAUCCAACUAUACCUAUUUUCCCUGGACGCUCCCACCAGAGCUGGUUCCUUUCAAUGCCACGACCUCGUUAAUUCCCACGAGCCCGACGCUCGAUAUAUCGUUCCCAGCAAUCCCAAACCUUGGCCAGCCGGCUCCGCCACUCCAACGAGUGAAAGAUGGCAUCCUCAUCAACUUCAUUGGUGGUAUGCGUCUGGGCCUGAUCCAGGACACGCCUAUGUUAGCCGAAGACGGGAUACACGACGCCUUUCGCGUCCAAACAAUCAACAACAUUCCAUUGGGGAAGGACGAGAAAGUGUUUCUCCCACGGGACACUGGGAAAGAGAUCCUGAUCGCCGCAGAUCCCAACUUCAUCUGCAUCCGGGAGCCUGUCAUGCUCGAUGUUGUGUUGGAUCUGGAUAACGCGGUAGUCCAAGGACAUACGGCACAGAAUUCCUCCGAGGACACGUUUAGCAUUGACGUCCCCGACCUUGAUCCUGCGACAGACGGGGGGAUGCGAGCGGCAUGGAAUGCAAUUGUCUCGCAGAUCUCCAGCCUUAUUAGAGACCGGCCGCAACCCGCCUGGCCCUUUUCGACGCCGUUCUCCAUCAACUCGGCUCCGACGCAGCGUAGUCUGACCUCGUUGACUGAUCAUAGACCACGCUAUCAUCUCCCUGCAGUCACCCCCAGUGGCCCAGGUGCAGCAACUCUGCCUGACUGGCCUGAAGUAUCGACUAUCCCGUCACCAGGCGCACAGAGUCCGCCGCUCACUUGGACCAAAAUCUAUGCGACGGAUGAGCUUUGCGAUCACAAGCUUCCGAUCAGUGUGGCAAGAAGUCAUCAGGUUCUUGUCGUGAAGAGAGGCGGGUGCAGUUUCAGCGACAAACUACAAAACAUUCCUUCCUUCUCGCCGUCGCCGCAAUCCUUGAAACUGGUCAUCAUCGUCUCGUACGGCAACGACGAAGUCUUUGACAUGAAUCUGGGCGAGCAUCAGGGCUCGGGCGGCGACGAUUCCUUGAUCAGACCAUACCUAGAUCAACCACAGCUCACGCCGAGUGGACUUGCACGCCGCAAUCCAAUUCCCAUGGUGAUGGUUGCAGGUGGCAAGAAAGUGUAUGAUGCAUUGAGCAGAAAGACCGUUGGCGUCGGUAUCAAGAGACGGUAUCACGUUGAGUCCAGGGGGGUCAGAAUCACGAAUUUCAUUAUUGUGUGA